UUUACAAGGAAGCACCAAGCAGCUCACAUCUCUUUUUAACCAAGACUCGUAAGCGUAUAGCCCAGAAACAUCUGACCAGAUCUCAUAUACAGUAUACUGUGCUGGAGAAAACGCAGAUUUCUCAUGGAUCAUUUUGCUCUGGAGACUAACCAAAACAUCUUAAAAUCCAAGAACAUGGGUUACUUACAACAGAUAGAAGAAUAUCUCCAUGAUUUUAAAGACACAUUGACACUUUUGAUUGAAAACAUUGGAAGCUGCAUCACAGAAAUGACCACGAUUGCAGAUGAGUUGGACAAAUUCCACAGAGGAGCCACCAUUGCCAGUGUUACAGGAAGUUCAUUAGGCAUUACUGGAGGUAUUGCUACUAUUGUCGGCCUGGCGCUGGCCCCUGUUACACUUGGUGCAUCAUUGAUUGUCAGUGGUGUCGGUAUUGGUGUUGCUGUAGCUGGAGGAGUCACAGGGGCAUCAGCUUCUAUCGCUGAUACUAUCAAUAUGAAAAAGAAGAGCCAGAGAGUACAAGAACUUAUAGAUCAGAUUAAUGAAAUGAUGGCAUAUUUGAAAGAAAUAUCUGAGAAUAUUAACUUAAAAGUUGUAAACCUACAGUGUAGGUCAGAUGGGGAUGAAUUACUUAAUUUAGCAAGAGUGGUGGGAAGAGGUGCAUUAAGUACAAUGGAGCUUAGCAGAAUUUCUCAGCUGGGCAAAAUAACAGCAGUGGCAUCUCGAGGGGCUCAGUUAGCCACUCGGGGAGUCCAGGCAGCUGCAGCUAUUUCUGGGGUUUUAGCAGCCCUGUUUAUUAUACUCGAUGCAGUUUUUAUUAUUAAGGGAGCAGUGGAUUUGCACAAGGGGAGUAAGACUGAGGAAGCUGCACGGAUAAGAGAAUGUGCUGCUGAGCUGCAAUUGAUAUAUCAAGACGCUGAUAACUUAUUUCAAGAUUUGAAAGUUUUUUUUUAAUACUAAAUAAUUUUUUUGCUUCUGAAAUGAGAACAUUGCUUUCCUGCUUGUAAAUCAUUUUUUGCUGUGUUGUUAUCCUAGAAGAACGCAGUGCUUCUAAAUACUCUAGAUGCUUACUGGAUUUGAAAAUUUUUUUUGCAUUAGCAGCACAUUCUUAGCUUCAAAUUACUUGCCGUGGAAUACAAAGUCCACCAUCCACAAAUGCCAAAUAAGACCCUCGCAGAGAGUUUUGUUCAGCAUGCUUGACAAGGACCACCGCAAGAACUAAAACACUGCAUGGCUUUUUUAUGGGAUAAGUAAAUAAGAAGACUUUUUGGUAAUCACAUAAGGCACACAGCAUGUACUUGUUAUAAUGCUUUAAUUGAUGUAUUGCAUUGUAAUUGCAUACGAUAUAUAUGUAAAUUGUCACAUGUGUGUAUGGUAUGGGGUAGACGGUGGACAGUUGAGAAAGGAUGCAGACUGUUAUCGUAAGAAUGUACUUCUCUAAACACUAAUAAAAAUUAUAACUAAAUAUAUAAUAUAGGUUUUUAUACAUAGGAUGUAGUAGUAGUGUCACAUACAGGCCAUCCCCCCUAUUAUCCGUAAUAUGUCUCCAAAUGUAAAAUAUUUAUGUAUGAAAAAUAUAUCAAGCUGAUUUGGUAAUCCUCUCCAAAUCUAGUGUAUGCUUAUUUGGAGUUAUGAACACCCGGAGGACUAUCACCAGGAUUCAACAAGAGUUAUAUAAAAAAUGUAUAAUGCGAUUUAUUUUCAGUCUUCAUAAGAGUUGAUUACUUACAGAAAUAGCUUAGGAAAAGUCUUAGUCUAAUUGUCCACAAGGGGCAGCACAUUGAACACAUUUUAUAAGUGGUCAGAAACUUAUUAAUAACUCAUGAAAGAAUAAAGUUACAUUAAAACCAA
Messenger RNA from Bufo gargarizans (Asiatic toad), 1848 nucleotides. Its product is annotated as apolipoprotein L3-like. NCBI's taxonomy places the organism in Eukaryota, Metazoa, Chordata, Amphibia, Anura, Bufonidae. The record is from RefSeq and is a predicted model, not a curated record. The transcript is spliced from 4 exons. Gene Ontology annotation, molecular function: lipid binding. Gene Ontology annotation, cellular component: membrane; extracellular region. The coding region runs from base 124 to 951 and encodes 275 amino acids. Gene Ontology annotation, biological process: lipoprotein metabolic process; lipid transport.